AUGGACCAGGGCAGUGGUGCCAGUCCAGGCAGUGGUGCCAGUCCAGUCACUGGUAUGAAGCUCCUAGACUCCCUUUGCCCCCUCUACCACCUGAGGUACAAGGCAGUUGUGAAGCCACUGGAGCGGCAGCCCUCCAAUGCCAUCCUGAAGACCUGUGUUAAAGCUGGCUGCGUCUGGAUUGUGUCUAUGAUCAUUGCUCUGCCCGAGGCUAUAUUUUCCAAUGUAUAUACUGUUGAAGAUCCCAACAAAAAUAUGACCCUUGAAGCGUGUACCUCAUAUCCCGUUUCUGAGAAGCUCAUGCAAGAGAUACAUUCUCUGCUGUGUUUCUUGGUGUUCUAUAUUAUCCCACUCUCGAUUAUCUCUGUCUAUUAUUCUCUGAUUGCUAGGACUCUUUACAAAAGCACCUUGAACAUCCCUACUGAGGAACAAAGCCAUGCCCGCAAGCAGAUCGAAUCCCGGAAGAGAAUUGCCAAAACCGUCUUGGUGCUUGUGGCUCUGUUUGCUCUCUGCUGGUUGCCGAAUCACCUCUUGUAUCUCUACCACUCCUUCACCUAUCAGACCUACGUGGACCCCUCCGCCAUUCAUUUUAUUGUCACCAUUUUCUCUCGGGUUCUGGCUUUCAGCAAUUCUUGCGUAAACCCCUUUGCUCUUUACUGGCUGAGCAAAACCUUCCAGCAGCAUUUUAAAGCUCAAUUACUCUGCUGCAAGGCAGAGCUGCCCGACCCUCCUCCCGCGGAUACCCCCCUUAACAACCUGGCUGUGAUGGGAAGGGUCCCAGGCACUGGAAGCUCGCAGGUGUCUGAAAUUAGUGUGACCUUGUUCACUGGGUGCAGUGCGAAGAGGGAAGAUGACAGAGUCUAG
Molecule: messenger RNA, 861 nt
Organism: Lontra canadensis (Northern American river otter)
Lineage: Eukaryota; Metazoa; Chordata; Mammalia; Carnivora; Mustelidae
Gene: BRS3
Product: bombesin receptor subtype 3
Exons: 3
Coding region: 1-861 (286 amino acids)
Biological process (GO): bombesin receptor signaling pathway
Cellular component (GO): membrane
Molecular function (GO): bombesin receptor activity
Source: RefSeq, a predicted model, not a curated record